CCAAACGAGACGGCCCUUCUCAUCUACCCAAUAAAACCACGUCUCUUUCUUGCACCCACCAACAUGUUUGCCUCUUCCACCACCAUUACCAUCAAUAUCAUCACCUCUUGAUCAGCCGCUUUAGCUAUGGUUUGGUAAAAACCACAAACACUUAAUAUUAUUAUUAUUAUUAUUACUAUUACUAUUACUACUACUAUUCCAACAACAAAAACCAUAAUCCUUAUUUUCUUCUCAAAUCAUUGAAAAAACCCUCUUAGUCGCUAAACAAAUCCACUUCACCAAAUGGGCAACACUUUAGGAAGCAAAAAAACCGCAAAAGUGAUGAAAAUAACCGGAGAAGAAUUCAAGCUAAGGACGCCAAUUCAAGCCGGUGAAGUGGUGAAGGACUAUCCAGGCCAUGUUUUGCUAGAAUCCGAAGCCGUAAAGCAUUACGGAACUAGAGCAAGACCUCUUGAACCCAACCAAGAGUUGAAGCCAAAGAGGUUGUAUUUCCUUGUGGAGCUUCCGAAGGUGACGAAAGAGAAAAACCCGAGGAGGGUUCGGUCGGGGAUAAACAUGAGCGCCAAGGACAGGCUGGAGAGCUUGAUGCUGGCGAGGAGAUCGGUGUCGGACCUCUCGAUAAUGAAGCCGAUGAGCGUUCUACCGGAGGAGUCGACGUCGGAGAACGGCGGUGGGAGUGGUGUGAGGGUGAGGAUGAGGCUUCCGAGGGCGGAAGUGGAGAGGCUGAUGAAGGAGAGUAGAGAUGAAGCUGAGGCUGCUGAGAAGAUUGUUGAUCUUUGCUUGGUGAAGAAUGGCGGUGUUUAUAAUGAUGAAAAUAUUAAUAGUAAUGAUGGCGAAACAAGUGCAAGUAGUAGUACUAGUAGUAGGGGAGAUGGGUUUGGAAUGGUGAAGCAACAUGUGCAUUGGAAAGAUGGAAUUGAUGGAGGAGUUGGACAUGGUGUCAAGGCGAAUCAGAAACGAGUGAGUUUUCGCCCAAUCAGUGAAGCUGGAGAGAUUCAAAUAGCUGUGGCUUAAUUCUUAUGAUCUAUAUAUAGCAAGUUUAUCAAUGCAUCUAGCGAAGUGGUUCCCCAGACACACACACACACACACACACACACACAUAUAUAUAUAUAUAUAUAUAUAUAUAUAUUCAUCUAUGCUUUUACCCGCACGCAUAGAUUUCUUAUCAACCAAAUCGCUUGGGAUGUUACUUCUGUAAAUUAUGGACCAUAUGAAUAAUAACUAUAUAUGUAUAAGCUAGCUUUGUUCAAAA
Morus notabilis is the source of this 1252-nucleotide messenger RNA. RefSeq lists its product as uncharacterized. Bases 283 to 1014 code for a protein of 243 amino acids. The transcript has 2 exons. The record is from RefSeq and is a predicted model, not a curated record. NCBI's taxonomy places the organism in Eukaryota, Viridiplantae, Streptophyta, Magnoliopsida, Rosales, Moraceae.